AUGUCUGAACAUCUCGCUAAAGGCUUGUGGUGCAGAAUGGGCUUUACAGGUCAUAUAAAUGGAAAGAUGUUGAAAACAAAUUUCUCAAAAUCUUAUAGAUACUUGCUACAUUGCAUGGUUCACUCUUUAUCACACAGGAAAGGAGCCUAUGACGAAGUGUCUGAUUAUAUUAUGAACAUGGUUACAAGUCUGGUGUUGAACAGAAGGUAUAAUAUUUCUCAAGUGAUAUUUGAGUAUAUGAAAGAGAAUUGCUUGGCAGAAGGAGAUAAGUAUAUCAUGUAUCCAAGAUUUGUCAUGAUGUUGUUAAAUGAUAAGAUCAAGGAUCUUCCAAAGAUCAGAAGUGAUGUUAUGGAAGUUAGAAACAUUACACAUGAAACAAUUCUGAGAGUUACUAAAGAAGUUGAUAAGAAGACAAAGCAAUUGAUUGGAAGAAUCAAGGAUAAAAAGUAUGUUUCUCCUGACAAUGAGAGAUGGAGACAUGAGAAUAGUGAUUCCGACAAUGAAGAUGCAAAGAUGAACGAAAUGACUGAGAAGAAGACUAGGUGGUGGUGCGUCAGAGACGGAAAAAGAAAAAGGACACCUAAGUCAUCCCUUGCGGUUGUUAUUCCGAAAGAUGGAGAAAAGGGGUCUUCUGGAGAGCCACAGCAGAAGUUGGUUGAUGAGACUGUGUUGGAACCAUCUGUGGUGAUUGAACAAGGAGCUGAACUAUUAAAGCAAUCUUUGGAAGGUUAUUUGAAAAAGAAUGAAGAGGUUGCAGCACAACAAGCUCAAGGAACAAGUGUUCAUGGUGAAAAAGCUACAAGUGUUGAACCAGAAACAAAAGCUCAAAGUAGUUCAAGUGAUGAAGAUUCUGAAGCCACACAAUCUGAUUCUGAAUUGAUUCCUGAAACACUUGGAAGAGGAAAAGCUCAAUUAAAGAAAAGACCUUCAAAGAAACAAAAGGGAUCAGAUGAUGAAGAUUCUCCGUAUGAUCCUGAUAAAUCAAAGAAACAAAGAAAGAAAAGAAAAGCAGCUCCAGCUGGUAUCAUUCCAAGAAAUGUCAGGGCGAAGAAAACAGGAGCUGAGUCUCAAAAGGACAAAGAUGGAAAGAAAGAACAACACGUUCAGGAAGAAACAACUCCAAGUGUUGAAAUUCCAAAAGAACCAGAGUUACAAACAAAAGAAGUUCCAGUUGUUGAAGCAGAAAAGAAAACAAGUGAUGAUGAUUAUGUAGAGAUCACUGGAUUCAAGGCAGUGGUUUAUAUUUUAGGGGUGUUACAGGCAGCUAGUCCUAAACCUGUUCAACAAGAUAUUCCCGAGUCAUCGCAUCAAAAUGAAGCAGAUUUCAACUUUGAUUUUGAUGAUCUUGGUACUGCUACUGGUAUUUUCUCUGAAGAUCUUCCUGAAGGUGAUAGUGAUAUGUUCAAUGAUAAAGCUGUUAAAGAGCUAAUUCAGAGGGUCAACAAAUUGGAGAAAGAAAAGGCUAAAAUAGAAUUGGAACGAGAUAUUCUAAAGAAGCAAGUUGACCUCUUGAUGAAAGGUCAUGAUCAGCUAAGAGAAGAACUGUUGCAACAAAAGGAAGAAGUAAACAAGGCAAAGGAUGAAGCUGAAGACAACUCAAAGCUGUUUAAUCUGUUGUCUGCUGAAAUAACUGAUCUAUGUUUGAAGAUAAAGAAACUAAAGGAGGUAAACCAAACUUUAAAUCAGCUUCUCAGUGAAAUUAGUGAAGCUUCUUCAAAUGAGAUGAAGGCAAUGAAGUUGGAGAUGGAAGCUGAUAAAGUAACGAAAGAUCAACAACUUGAGAUGCUAGUUGCUAUAGUUGAAAGUCAUUUAAAAAUGAACAUUCAUGCUGCUUUUGAAGAGGUUGAUGUGAUAAAAGCUAAUGAACGAAGAAUGGAGCGUGAACGUCGUUUAGCCGAAGAAGCAACUCAAAAGAAUAAAGGCGUGGCUGAAGAGGUUGAAGUAGUUGAUGCAUCUUCAAGUCAACCUGAUGUUGGUGGUUCUUCUUCACAACCAGUGUUGAAAUGA
Messenger RNA from Helianthus annuus (common sunflower), 2007 nucleotides. RefSeq lists its product as uncharacterized. NCBI's taxonomy places the organism in Eukaryota, Viridiplantae, Streptophyta, Magnoliopsida, Asterales, Asteraceae. The record is from RefSeq and is a predicted model, not a curated record. Bases 1 to 2007 code for a protein of 668 amino acids. The transcript has 3 exons.